CCUCAAAUCUGUGACUCUUUGACAGCUGUGAAUGAUUUUAUCAAAAAGUUUUAAACUUUGAAGCCCAAAACAACAAAUUUCACAACACUGAACACAGUCACAUACAUAUUCAGUAGUGUACUUGCUUCAGUUACCGAGUUCAACUCAACCAUUUCACUUUCUUCAACAGAACUCCGAAAACAGAGAGAGUUUGAGAGAGAUAACAACUACCCAUUUUUCCUUUUUACUCUCUCAAUGCACUGGAACUAGAAAGAUUUGAUUUUUGUUCUUGUUGAGACAUAAAGACUGGUUCUUUAAACCCUUGCAGCAUUGUUCAUCUCCUUCUCUUUGAUGGUGGUGAGAUAAAAGCUAUGGAUAUUUCAGACUACACAAGGAUUGUAUUUGACAAAAUUCAGAAAUUUGAGCCUGAGCAUGCUUCAAAGAUAAUUGGCUAUCUUCUUCUGCAAGACAAUGGUGAGCAGAAAAUGGCGAAAUUGGCUUCGUGCCCGGACCAAUUCAUCGGCGAAGUCGCGUUUAAGGUGAAAACCGAUCUUCAAAGGUUGGCUAUUAAAUCAGCCGUAAUUCCAAUUUUGCCUAACCCUCAGCAAGGUUUAAGCCAUUUAGCAGUAAUCUCUCCCAGAAAUCUUCCUUCGCCACCAAACUUCCAGGUUCCCUCUCCCUAUUGGGAUCCACUGUCUGCUAGAAAUACCAAUACUAAUCCAGAAUAUAGGGCAAUGAAUUACUUGGAUUCUAUGAUAGAACUUCAGAAACAGACACAGUUGUUGAGUUUAGAGGAUCAUAUAGAACCUGCAAAUACUGGAACUGGAGGAAUUGGAAUUCCCAGUGAUUACUUUGGCUUAGAUGCUUCUGCAGCUAAUGUGGGUGGAAAAUCUGGCAGAAGGUUUUCGAGCCUGUCAGAAUUUCCGUUGAAGAUCUGUCACUAUUUUAACAAAGGAUACUGUAAGCAUGGAACUAACUGUAGAUACUAUCAUGGACAUGUACUCCCUGAGAAUUUCUCUCAGAUGUAUGGAAAUGACACUAAUAGUGAGGAUCAAGUGUUUUCACAAGGGUCACUAGCACAGUUGGAGUCAGAAAUUAUUGAGCUCCUGAAACAGAAAAGAGGCCAUCCAAUGUCAAUUGCUUCACUGCCAAUGGCGUACUACGAUAGAUAUAAGAAGGUAUUGCAAGCAGAUGGUUAUUUGACUGAGAGCCAGAGACAUGGUAAGUCUGGCUAUAAUUUGACAAAGCUUCUUGAGCAACUGAAUGGCAGUAUUCGGCUAAUCAGCAGGCCUCAUGGGCAGCAUGCGGUGGUUCUGGCAGAAGAUGCCCCAAAAUACAUUAGAGAGGGUGAUUCUGCUCAAAAUAUUAGUGCAUCGCGACAAAUAUAUUUGACAUUUCCAGCUGACAGCACUUUCACAGAGGAAGAUGUCUCAGACUACUUCAACACAUUUGGGUGUGUUGAAGAUGUUAGGAUCCCGUGCCAGCAGAGAAGGAUGUUUGGAUUUGUGACUUUUGCUGACCCAGAAACUGUUAAAAUGAUUUUGGAAAAGGGGAAUCCCCACUAUGUUCGUGGGUCUCGGGUGCUUGUGAAACCUUACAAGGAGAAGGCUAAGACUUUAGAAAGGAAGUACGGAGACAGAGGAGAGCACUCUGUUUAUUGUUCACCACACUAUGUAGACUUGGACUCUGAACUUGACUCAAUGCCAAUAAGUACUGGGAACCAUAGAUCUAUAAGGAGGCAGCUGAUUGAAGAGCAGGAGCAAGCCCUUGAAUUUCAAAGGAGACGGCUUGCACAGUUGCAGUUUCUCCAACAACCUUUGUCCACUUCGCCUCAUUUUGGUGUCUCCAUUGAUGAAUUAAGAGUUCCAGAUGAUAAUUUCAAUCUCCAGCCUUCAGAAUCUUUAAGUUCUGCUCCGAAUGAUAGACCCAAGCAGGCAGACACCGAUUCCUCUGAUGAGAACAGCCAUCAAGGAUUCGAUCUCCCGGACAGUCCAUUUUCUUUUGCCAACAUAUAAAGUGAGAUUUAGGCAGUCAUGUAGUUUCAGAAACACACAGGAGAAAUAGAGUUACAACAGAUCCAGGCCUAAGGCAGAAGCUUUUUUUUGGUACAUAAUACAAGAACUAUUUUCUCAACUAGCUCAGCAGUAUAGUCAAAUUCAGCAACUACAUACAAGCAAGUGACAUUUGAAGAAUUUCCUCUUCACAACUGGGAUUGCUGGAAUUAUAACAUUUAAUGAUACAUGUAAGAAGGUUAUAGUUUUCAUCAGACUUGGUUUUUAGCAUAAUCAUGUAGUUACUAGUUAGGACUUUUCCAAAGUUAUAGUGAAUGAAAAAAAUCAGGUAUAUGGGUUAUUACAGUUUUAGGUGAAGUUUGAAGAACCUUUUUUGAAUCUAUGGUUAUGGUCUGAGGAGCUAGUUUACUCAGUAUGAACAACUUCAAUAGCAGUUUAUGGUAAGCCAAUUUGAAGUAUUUUGCAUUCUUUA
This is a messenger RNA of Lotus japonicus, 2463 nucleotides long. Its product is annotated as zinc finger CCCH domain-containing protein 18-like. The transcript has 8 exons. The coding region runs from base 351 to 1994 and encodes 547 amino acids. The record is from RefSeq and is a predicted model, not a curated record. Gene Ontology annotation, molecular function: metal ion binding; RNA binding. NCBI's taxonomy places the organism in Eukaryota, Viridiplantae, Streptophyta, Magnoliopsida, Fabales, Fabaceae.